Rotaria sordida is the source of this 792-nucleotide messenger RNA. NCBI's taxonomy places the organism in Eukaryota, Metazoa, Rotifera, Eurotatoria, Philodinida, Philodinidae. The record is from the annotation of a GenBank genome assembly.
AUGCCUACAGUAACCGAUGUUGUUUUUUGUAUUGAUUAUACAUCAUCAAUAAUGUCCUAUUUUAAUCAAAUUCGUACAAUGAUUUUAGCUAUUUGUACAAUGGCAUUAACAAAUCAAAAUGGUGUUCGUAUAAGUAUUAUUAAAUUUCAAUCGCAUGGUGAUGAUUGGGCAACGCGAGUAUAUGGAUUUACUCAGGAUCUAAAUGCAAUUAAUCAAAUGCUCACUAAUGAAAAUCCAGAUGGUGUAAGCCCAGAUGGGUAUGAAGCUGUAGAAUUCAAUACUAUAUUUGAUAUUUCAGGUGAUGCAUUACGUGAAGCUCUCAACGUCCAAUGGCGUCUUAAUAAUAAUAAUGAUCUGAUAUUCAACGAAAAACUUGUUAUUUUAAUUACUGAUGGUGCUCCGAAUGGUCUUUUUACGCCAUUAAAUGGUGCAGAUCCUUGGAUAAUAUCAAAUGAAUUCCACAGAGAAAAUAUAACAUUAGUCGUUGUUGGUGUUGCAGAAAGUAUUAAUGAAUGUGAUGAUUUUUACUGUGCAUUAGCUCAAAAUACAGGUGGUGAAUACAUUCCAUUAGUCAAUGCUGAAGAUAUUCUUCAAAAUGUUAUUCAAGGGGUAAUUAAUGAAGAAACAACAUUUCAUCAAUGUUUUCGUCAUGUUAUGAUGGAAGAAAUUGAAGAGAAUUCUUCAUUCAAAUAUUCAUAUAUGAAAGAUCGAGUUAUUGGUAUGAUCAACGAAUGUCGAACAAUGGAUGAUAUUCGAAAAUUAUUUUUCAAUCAUCGUUUAUCUACUUAUUAA